AUGCUGCACAUCAUCGCCUUGCCGGCUGUGCAGGCAUGGGCGGGACUUUGCCAAAGCGGGGAAGAUGAUUGGAUCCCGCGGGGCUUGGAGCUGUUCCUGCUUCUUCGUGUCUUGCGGCAGGCCGGCAUUGGCGAUCUCUGGCUGCGCCUACUUUGGAGGCAGCGCGACCCGCUUGCCUUUGGCAAGGCCCAAGCGGCGGACUUAUCAAUGUUCGCGUGGCUACAGCACUCCAUCUCCGACUCAGAGCUGGACGAGUUUCUGCGCCAGGCCAUAGCGCGUGGCAGAGAGGCGCCCAUCACUCUGAAGGACCUCGAGCAAUUGCUUACCCAAUGGCCCAGCGCGGAGUGGUGCCUGGUGGAUUUCAGGGCACGGCUGGAUGAAGUUAGCAGUGCUAAGCUGAAAGAGGUAGAGCAGGUGGCCAGGGCCUGGGAGAACAUCAUUCCUAGCGAAGUGGUGGGCGGAAGCGAGGCCAAGCUCAGCAAGCUGAUCAUCCGCACCGCCAUCCACGUGAAGGUGAAAUGGAGCACCCUGCAGAAGCUGCUGUUUCUCGACUUGCUGGGCCACGGCGGCAUCUACCGAGAGAGCCUGAUUCACGUGGGGAAUGCCUAUGGCUUUGACCUCUCUGUCAACAUGGAGGUCCUCGCAGCGUGGUGCCUGCUGCUGGUGAAGCACAACUGCCAGGAUCAUGUGGGCGUUCUGAAGCGUUUUCUGCAGCACCAGGGCGAGAUGGAUCGUACCGUGGCUCUCUUCAACGCGCUGGCCGCGAGUGGCAAGGUCGAAACUAGGUGGAAGUUCCUGGCGCAGGAGCUCUGGGAGACCUGCCAACCGCAGCUCAGCCCAGUGGUGCAGCACCAGGUUUUCCAGGUGCUCCAUGCGGGCAAAUGCAUCGGCCGCUUCUGA
This is a messenger RNA of Effrenium voratum, 900 nucleotides long. Lineage: Eukaryota; Dinophyceae; Suessiales; Symbiodiniaceae. The record is from the annotation of a GenBank genome assembly.